Messenger RNA from Eruca vesicaria subsp. sativa (arugula), 878 nucleotides. The record is from the annotation of a GenBank genome assembly. NCBI's taxonomy places the organism in Eukaryota, Viridiplantae, Streptophyta, Magnoliopsida, Brassicales, Brassicaceae.
CAAGUUUCCACUUCUUCCUUAACCACGUCCUUCUCCAUUUCCUUUAUUAACAUUCUCUCCAAAAAUUACCCUCAAAAGAGCAAACUUUAAAGAGUGAAAAGAUCCCAACAAAUACACAGAACAGAACAACAAUGGCAAACAAUGCAUCUCUCUUCCUUAUCUUUCUCACUGUCUCACCCUUCUUAUUAUCCUCCUUCAUUGAGGGAGCGCAGCUUAUACUAGUGAACAACUGUCAAGAGAGCAUAUGGCCGGGGAUUCUCGGCGGCGGAGGCCAAAUCACACCUAAAAACGGCGGCUUUCACAUGGGAAGCGGCGAAGAGACAAUCAUAGACGUCCCAGACAAAUGGUCCGGACGCAUAUGGGGCCGACAAGGCUGCAUCUUCAACCAAAACGGCAAAGGCUCAUGCCAAACCGGAGACUGCAACUCCGGCUCACUCACCUGCCAAGGAACCGGCGGUGUUCCUCCAGCAACCGUCGUGGAGAUGACACUAGGCUCCACUUCCUCGCGGCUUCAUUUCUACGACGUGAGUUUAGUAGACGGGUUCAACCUCCCCGUGUCGAUGAAACCUAUAGGAGGAGGAGUGGGGUGCGGCGUGGCGGCUUGUGAAGUUGAUUUGAAUGUUUGUUGUCCUUCGGCGUUGGAAGUUAAGAGAGAUGGGAGAGUGGUGGGGUGUAAGAGCGCUUGCUUGGCGAUGCAGUCUGCGAAGUAUUGUUGCACGGGUGAAUAUGCGAAUCCUAAGGCUUGUAAGCCGACGCUGUUCGCGAAUUUGUUUAAAGCGAUUUGUCCGAAAGCUUAUAGCUAUGCGUUUGAUGAUUCUAGUAGUUUGAAUAAGUGUAGAGCUUCUCGUUAUGUUAUUACUUUCUGUCCUCCUAAGUGA